Messenger RNA from Lolium perenne, 742 nucleotides. Its product is annotated as flowering-promoting factor 1-like protein 1. The record is from RefSeq and is a predicted model, not a curated record. Lineage: Eukaryota; Viridiplantae; Streptophyta; Magnoliopsida; Poales; Poaceae. Gene Ontology annotation, biological process: regulation of flower development.
GAGAUUCUCCAUCGCUCCAUCCAUCCAGCAAGCAAGCAUCCAUCUCACUUCUCAAGUAUCUAUGUCUCUCUAGCUCCUCUAGCUAGCUAGCCACCAUGUCUGGUGUGUGGGUGUUCAAGAAUGGGGUGGUACGUCUUGUGGAGGGCCCGUCGGAGUCGGGGUGCGGGCAACCAGUGAGAAAAACGCUGCUGCACACGCCGAGCGGAGAAGCCAUGUGCUCCCACGAGGCCCUGGAGAGGAAGCUGCUGGACCUGGGGUGGGAGCGCUACCACGACGCCCCGGAAUUAGUCCAGUACCAGAAGCGUAGCUCCGUCCAACUCAUCUCCCUCCCCAAGGACUUCAACAAAGUCAAGUCCAUGCACAUGUACGAUGUCGUCGUCAAGAACAGGGACGCCUUCCAGGUCGUCAACGCCGCCGUCCACGUCCACGCCGAAAACAAGGCCAGUGCCGACAAGGCUGAGGCCGCCGAUGCCGAUCAGGGUGAGGCCUAAUAUGCAUGAAUGCCUGCAUUGGUGUGGGCGUGUGGCGUGCUAUAUUUACCAUAUAUCGUUGGUGUGGCGUGUUAAUGCUACGUACGUGUGGUUUGAUCAUGGUGCAUGUGCAGUGAAAGUGGUACCGUGUAGGCAGUUACUGAUUGUAUCGUCUUCGCCUUCGUUUUCAUUUGUUUAUGAACUUUUCAGGUUAAUUACCUUGAAUAAACCAUUAUUUGUAUUGAUCAAUUGAUGGAAGCGCUUAGGGCACG